AUGAGAAAAAUUUCACUUAGCGAAAUAGCACAUAAUGAAAGUACAUCCAAUUUCAAAGACCUUGGUAAUCUUGAGUUUGGUGAAUCAGCACAUGGUCUUGAGUCUGAUGAGCCGAUAUAUGAUCUUGAAUUUAAUGGACCAACGUAUGAUUCAGUAGUUGUUGUUCAAGAAAAUAAAAAUAUCAGAUUGGACUGUUCCAAAGAGAAGUUAUACGAAGGAAUGAAAGGACGUGUUGAAAAGACUUCUAAUGGAACUAUACGAAAAAGAACAAUAUUGUGUGAACACAGUGGUGAAUAUAAACCUAAAAACAUGCAAUUGACUAAAGAAACAAGCACAAAAUAUAUCAAAUAUUCGUGGCAUAUAAAUUUGUCACAACCACAGAAGAAUAAUCCUAAUGGAAAUGUUUAUAUUACCACUUUAGACAAUAGUCAUAAUCAUGACUUGUCCUCUUAUAGAACAAAAUUUUUUAAUGAUAGUGAACUUACCCAAGAAAUGUAUGAUAGGGUAGAAUUUUAUAUAAAUACUGUUAAGUUAAAGCCGCUACAAAUUCAGAGGGCUUUACGAAAAGAAUUUUCUGACCACGAAAUUUACCUUUCUAAAAUUCAUAAAGCAACAGCAAAAUAUUAUAGUGGGAAACGAAAGGAUAUGUUAAAUGAUGCUGCAUCAUUGUACGAAAAAUUAGUAAGAAGAAAAAAUGAAGAUCUUCGAUGGUAUGUUGCAAUGAUUAGAUGUGCGCUUAUGAACGAUGAGUCAGCAGAUUCGUAUUGGUGGGUUUUAUGUCAGACAAAACAGGCCACUGGAGGCUAUAUAUCAGCUGUUAUUAUGACCGAUGCUGAUCCGGCUUUGGAUCUUGCAAUCUUCAAGGAGUAUGAACAAUCUUAUGCCAUGUAUUGUAUAUUCCAUAUAUCACAAAACCUUCUUCGAAAUCUCGAGGCUAAGUUGGGUCAACAGUAUCAGAAGUUUGUUCAAGAUUUUUACACUGCUAGAAAUUCUCUUGUUCCGGAAGUUUUUGAACAAAAAUAG
This is a messenger RNA of Racocetra persica, 1023 nucleotides long. The record is from the annotation of a GenBank genome assembly. NCBI's taxonomy places the organism in Eukaryota, Fungi, Glomeromycota, Glomeromycetes, Diversisporales, Gigasporaceae.